Lepus europaeus (European hare) is the source of this 3814-nucleotide messenger RNA. RefSeq names its product protocadherin beta-15-like. Gene Ontology annotation, biological process: homophilic cell-cell adhesion. The record is from RefSeq and is a predicted model, not a curated record. Gene Ontology annotation, molecular function: calcium ion binding. The transcript has a single exon. NCBI's taxonomy places the organism in Eukaryota, Metazoa, Chordata, Mammalia, Lagomorpha, Leporidae. The coding region runs from base 13 to 2496 and encodes 827 amino acids. Gene Ontology annotation, cellular component: plasma membrane.
GCGGAAGACAAGAUGGAGGCCGGAGGGGAACCCUUUCCUAAACAAAGGCAAGUCCUGAUUAUCUUUCUUUUACUGGGAGCGGCUCAGGCGGGUCAGGAGCCCCGCCGCUAUUCUGUGCUGGAGGAAACCGAGAGAGGCGCUUUUGUGAUCAACCUGGCCCAGGACCUGGGGCUGGCAGCGCGGGAGCUAGCAGCGCGGGGAGCCCGGGUGGUCUCUGAGGAUAAUGGCCCACACUUGCAGCUUGAUCUGCAAACCGGGCAGUUGCUACUAAAUGAGAAACUGGACCGGGAGGAGCUGUGCGGGCUCACAGAGCCCUGUGUAAUGCACUUCCAAGUGGUACUGAAAAAACCGGUGGAGGUAUUUCCAGUCGAGCUCCUGCUGAGAGACAUAAACGAUCAUUCUCCUGAGUUUCCUGAAAGAGAAAUGACCCUGAAAAUCCGUGAGACCAGCCCUGCUGGGACCGUGUUUCCUCUGACGAAAGCGGAGGACAUGGACGUGGGCAACAACAGCGUCCAAAACUACGCUAUUGGCGCCAACCCCCACUUCCAUGUCUCCACUCGCCACCGGGGAGAUGGCAGGAGAUACCCGGAGCUCGUGCUGGACAAGGAGCUGGACCGUGAGGAGCAGGCGGAGCUCAGCCUAACGCUCGCCGCGCUGGACGGCGGCGUCCCGCCCCGCUCGGGCACCGCGCAGAUCCGCGUCCUGGUGCAGGACGCCAACGACAACGCCCCCGCGUUUGCGCAGCCGCUCUACGAGGCGCAGCUCCCGGAGAACAGCCCGGUGGGCUCGCUGGUUGUCAGGGUCUCCGCUCGGGACUUAGACGCCGGCACGAAUGGGGAGAUUUCCUACUCCCUUAUUUAUAGUUCUCAGGAAAUAAGCAAAACGUUUGCGCUAAGCAGCCUUUCCGGAGAAGUUCGACUCAUCAAAAAGCUGGAUUUUGAGUCAGUGUCUUCCUACGAGCUAGAUAUAGAGGCUACUGAUGGUGGGGGGCUUUCUGGAAAAUGCUCUGUCUCCAUUAAGGUGCUGGAUGUUAACGAUAAUCCUCCAGAACUGACUAUUUCAUCACUUACCAGCCCCAUUCCCGAAAAUUCUCCCGACACGGAAGUAGCUCUGUUUAGGAUUCGAGACCGAGACUCUGGGGAAAAUGGAAGGAUGGUUUGCUCCAUCCAAGACGGUGUUCCAUUUACGCUGAAACCUUCCGUGGAGAAUUUGUACUGGCUGGUAACCGAUGGAGCGCUGGACAGGGAGGCCAGGGCCGAGUACAACAUCACCAUCACCGUGUCCGACCUGGGCACGCCCAGGCUGACGACCCAGCACCACGUCGCGGUGCAGGUGUCCGACGUGAACGACAACGCCCCGGUCUUCAGCCAGGCCGCCUACACCCUGCUGGUGCGCGAGAACAACAGCCCCGGGCUGCUCAUCGGCUCCGUGAGCGCCAGCGACAGGGACGCGGGCGCCAACGCGCAGCUCACCUACUCGCUGCUGCCGCCGCCGCCCCAGCCCCAGCCGCAGCCUCAGCCGCAGCCUCAGCCGCCCCAGCCGCCGCAGCCCGACGUGGCGUCGCUCGUGUCGGUGCACGCGGACAGCGGGCAGCUGUACGCGCUGCGCGCGCUCGACUACGAGGCCCUGCGCGCCUUCGAGUUCGGCGUGCGCGCCGCCGACCGCGGCUCCCCGGCGCUGAGCAGCGAGGCGCGCGUGCGCGUGCAGCUGCUGGACGCCAACGACCACGCGCCGGCCGUGCUGUACCCGCCGGCCAACGGCUCGGCCGCCUGCCCCGAGCUGGUGCCGCGCGCGGCCGACGCGGGCUACCUGGUGAGCAAGGUGGUGGCGGUGGACGGCGACGCGGGCCAGAACGCCUGGCUGUCGUUCGAGCUGCUCAAGGCCACGGAGCCCGGGCUGUUCGGCGUGUGGGCGCACAGCGGCGAGGUGCGCACGGCGCGGCCGCUGAGCGAGCGCGACGCGGCCCGGCAGCGGCUGCUGGUGCUGGUGCGGGACCACGGCGAGCCGCCGCUGUCGGCCAGCGUCACGCUGCACGUGCUGCUGGUGGACGGCUUCUCGCAGCCCUACGUGGCGCUGCCCGACGCGGCGGCGGCGGCCGAGCCGGCGCGGCCCGACUGGCUCACGGUGCAGCUGGUGGUGGCGCUGGCGGCGGUGUCGUCGCUCCUGGUGCUGAGUGUGCUGGCGCUGGUGGCGGCGCGGCUGUGCGGCGGGGGCGGGGGCGGGGGCGGGGUGGGUAGCGGGGCGGGGUGCGCGCUUGGCGGCGGCGGCGUUGGCGGCGGCGCGGGUGCGGAGGGCCGCUUCCCGGGGCCGCUGCUGGACGUGAGCGGCGGCGGGACGCUGUCGCACAGCUACCAGUACGAGGUGCGCCUGACGGGCGACGCUGGGACCGGGGAGUUCAAGUUCAUGAAGCCCAUUAGCCCCAACUUCCCUCCGCAGCUCUCUGGGAGCGACGUGGAGGAACGUCUCAGCAUUCGGAACAGCUUCCCAUUCAGUUAAAUAUUUGAUCAACCUACGAACUCCUGCUGAUAAGUUUGCAAGUCUCUUUGAACUUGAAGUUAGGUGGUAUGAUGCAUGUUGGCACCCUGUGUUACGUGUGUCUGAUGGGGACUCUGAUAUUAGUUUUGUUCAGAUUUUCCAACCCUAGUUUCCCCCAUAUUCCAGGCCAGAACUCAAAAGAAAUCAGAGCAUGUUGGAAACUUCUGGAUCAAUUUAAGCCUCCGAAUGUUAGUGUGUUUCCUUAGCUUUUCACUUUUCUCUCCCUCUUUCCUUUUUUUUUUUUAACCCUACAAUCUUCAACUGUAUUUCUUUUUAUAUUUUCUAAUUUCCCUGGUAAUAUUGUUGUUUUCUUGGUCCCAUUGUCGUUAUUGUAAUCAUUUUCCAAUUAUUGUAUUAGUAGUAACUAAUUUAUAUAAAAAUUGCAUAUUAUUGAACUUUUGGUACUCAUUCUCACAGGAUGACAAUUAACACCCCUGAUAUAAUUGUAAUUUUAAAAGUACAUUUCACACUUUAUGAAACUACAUAAGAAUAUAUGAUUCCUUUUUACCAUAGGUUAUUUUUUAACUUUCGCAAAUGUUUUAGUUUCUAUUAUUUACACUGUCCUGACUGUGUGGUGUAGACCCAGAGUGUAAUCACAUCCACUUUCCAAGCUACCUUUUUGGUUUUUGAAUACGCAGCAGAAUUUAUCAUUUCAAGGUAUUUAAUUCAAAAUCACAAAUCAUUAAACUUUCACUCUUAACAAAUAUGUUAUCCUGUGAAGAUGUAUCUGCAUCAUGUGUUCCCUCUCAUCUAAAUUAAUGUAGAAAGAUUUACGGGUUCUUCCCUAUGUCUUACUCAAGUUAGGGUCCUAGUAAGGCGCUAGACGUGUUUACUGAUACCCCCGGUGAUUGUGUGUAAGGUGUUCCUUUAAGGCCAGUGGCCUUGGGGACCCAGUAAUGCAUUUCCUGCAACUGCCUCUUGCAGUGACACAGACAUUCUCAAGUGUACUCCAAAUUCUGGGCUUGGGGGAGCUUGUGGUGGUGCAGCAUGCCCGAGUCUACUGGCCUUUGAAUAAUGCCACUGUUUUGGUUGGUAAGGAAUUUUUAAAAAUACAUGUUAAAAUUAAUAAUAGUUAACCAAAUGAAAAUGUUUUGAAGGAUAUGUUGGUGAAGGAGUUGAGUGAUUUGGAGAAAUAGUUUUAUCUGUUGUCAGGAAUCCUCUAUUGAGCUCCAGGAGCCUUUCAGCCUUGCAGAUGGGAUAGAAUGGUGUAGUGAGCAAAAUAAUGUCCCUCUAAGGAAAUUGUGAACAUGUUAUAUUAUAUUGCAGGGGGGAAUUAAGA